CAAAAACACCUUACAUUCAUGCCUAUAAAAAUAAAUAAAUUCAUGAUGCAUCAAAAAAUUUUGUUGAUACUAUAUUUUCUUUUGAGUUAUGAUGGAGUACAAGGAGAGAGGAUUUUGUCCAAAUCAAAAGACGCGGAAUUAGAAAGACAACUAAAACUCUUAAAUAAGCCAGCAAUCAAAAUUGUUCAGACUAAGUAUGGGGAUAUAUAUGAUUGUGUAGAUUUCUACAAACAACAUGCAUUUGAUCACCCGUUGUUGAAGGACCACAAUUUUCAUCCUAAGAUGAAACCGACUUUAUCAAGUACAAAGAAAAAUGCAAGUGACUCAACAAGCAGCUGGUCAUCGACAAUAUGGUCAAAGGAUGGAGGUUGUCCUUUUGGGACUGUUCCUGUUAAGAGAAUUACGAAAGAUGACAUUUUAAGACAAAUACAUCUGCCACCACCACCGGAAGAUGUCACAUUUGAUGCUCAAUUUGAUGUAAGCAACAACAAUAGUGGGCCAAAAGAAAGAUACAUAUCUGGAUAUAAGGUUGCAAUAGCGCGAACUCCAUAUGAUGCAAAUAACAAGUUUAAGGGCGCUGGCAUGGUAACUAAUUUUUACAAUCCUGAAGUUAGUGGUCGUCAACAUAGUGCAUGUCGACUAAAAAUUCAACAAGGCUCAGAAAUCUUACAAGUUGGUUGGAGAGUAGACCCAACAUUAUACGGAGAUACCAAAACUAGGUUAUAUAUACAUACUCAGGUUGAUAAAACAAAUUGUUUCAAUACGUUUUGCUCUGGAUUUGUACAAGUAAACACUGGAAUACCUCUUGAUAUGUCACUCAUGGAUAGUGUUGCACACCGUGGAGGCACUACAUUUGAGGGAAGAAUGUACAUUGAACAGGAUUUGGACAGUGGAAAUUGGUGGCUUUUAUUAUCAGACAACUAUGAACAAGUUGGAUUUUGGCCGCAAGAAAUCUUUACUGGCUUGGCAAGCUUUGCUACCAAUGUUGAAUGGGGAGGAGUCGUGUAUAGUCCACCAGGUGUACCUAAACCUCCAAUGGGAUCAAGUUAUUUUCCAAUCGGAGACAAUCUUUAUGACGCAUUUUGUAGAAGUAUCAUAGUUCUAAACGAGACGGGAAUGGUGAAUCAAGUGGAUAAAGUGACCAUACAUAUUGAUAAUCCUAAUAUGUAUCAGGCUAUUUUUGAACGACUUGAGAGUGAUAAAGUGUCUUACCUUUUUCUUCUUUACGGGGGACCUGGUGAGAAAUCACAAAUCUAAGCUUUGUUAAAUACUAUUAUAUAUUGAUGAUACUUAUUUCCAAUGUCUCAAGAAAAUUGAGAAUUUUUGGUAAACCUAUCUAACAAUUUCUGAUUACUUUA
Molecule: messenger RNA, 1358 nt
Organism: Solanum pennellii
Lineage: Eukaryota; Viridiplantae; Streptophyta; Magnoliopsida; Solanales; Solanaceae
Exons: 8
Coding region: 19-1257 (412 amino acids)
Source: RefSeq, a predicted model, not a curated record